AUGUAUAGAAUCGCCAGAAACACAACAAAAAUAACUUCAAUUACUCGCCCAUAUGCUACCGGACGUCGUCAGUUGAUGGAUGAGACUGUUCGCAAGCCAGAAGUGAAACAAGUUGUUCACACUUCACAUGACAGACCAGCUCCCGGAGCAGCGUCUAGUGUUAAAAAUGGCACAAUGGGUACGCAUCCUCUCGAGCCAGCAGCAACAGCCCGCACGUUCAGAAAGCAGCUUCCAAAGGCACUUGGUGCUCUUGCCGCAGCUCUAGGAUUAUUCGUUGUUUUGCCAUUUGGAACAAUUGAAGGUAGCGAUCUAGUAGAAUCUGUGCCUAGACAGGACACGGCCGCUGCAAAAAUAACGAAGGACGGAAAAGUGGAGGUGGACAUUCCACAGACGUACGCUCAUUUGGAUAAACCAAGUGAUGAUGAUGAAUAA
Molecule: messenger RNA, 432 nt
Organism: Meyerozyma guilliermondii ATCC 6260
Lineage: Eukaryota; Fungi; Ascomycota; Pichiomycetes; Serinales; Debaryomycetaceae
Exons: 1
Coding region: 1-432 (143 amino acids)
Source: RefSeq, a predicted model, not a curated record